Molecule: messenger RNA, 3332 nt
Organism: Cynoglossus semilaevis (tongue sole)
Lineage: Eukaryota; Metazoa; Chordata; Actinopteri; Pleuronectiformes; Cynoglossidae
Product: copine-4-like
Exons: 16
Coding region: 471-2132 (553 amino acids)
Biological process (GO): cellular response to calcium ion
Cellular component (GO): plasma membrane
Molecular function (GO): calcium-dependent phospholipid binding
Source: RefSeq, a predicted model, not a curated record
CUCUAGCUGUUUCUAUUUCAAGUCCUGGGAAUGAAUUACAGCACGACGGUUACAAAUAAUAUACAGAGAAUGAAACGUAAAAAAUUCAAUAAUUACUAUGUUGGGCCUGCAGAGGACGCUGCAGACUACUGUUACAUCUCCCCCUCUCUCCUUUACAUCUUUCUCCGCCCCUCUGUCCCCCUCCUCAAACCCUGUUCCCUUGUGGGUGAGUGAGGCUUCCCCUGCUAUAAAACCCUGAGUAGCAGCAGUAGCAGCAGCAACAGCAUCAGCAGCAGUGAUUGGAGGCUAAGCCUGAGCAUCAUCUCCAGGAUCAGCAGCAGGAUGAAGAAGCUGCUGAUGGUAAUGAUGAUGGUGGUGAUGAUGGGCAGCAGCUGAUCUCAGUCCAGUCUGUCUGAGCAGAAGCUGGAGAUCCUCUCAUGAUUCUGUGUCUGCUCUUCACCUAAGCUCAGCCCUCCUGAUCUGCCCCUGUCAUGAGUGAUAUCUACGACUGUGCGGCCCGCUCUCUGGGUCUGUUCAACAGUCCAUGUCUGACCAAAGUGGAGCUAAGGGUGACGUGUCGAGGCCUGGGCGACCGCGACGCCCUGUCCAAACCUGAUCCCUGCAUCGUCCUCAACAUGCAGUCGCACGGAGGUUGGAUGGAGGUGGAUCGCACCGAGAUAAUGCGCAGCUGCGUGAACCCCACCUACUCCAAAGUCUUCACGCUGGACUUUUACUUCGAAGAAGUUCAGCGCCUGCGGUUUGAGCUCUACGACGUCAACAGCAGCUACGGCGGUCUGGGGGAGGCGGAGUUUCUGGGCUCCGUGGAGUGUACCCUGGGACAGAUCAUCUCUCAGAGAAAAGUGUCCAAAGCUCUGGUCAGACCUGGAGGCAGCGUGGGAAAAACCAUCAUCACCAUCACAGCAGAGGAGCUAACAGGAAACGACGACUACAUUGAACUGUCCUUCAGUGCCAGGAAACUGGACGAUCAGGACUUCUUCAGUAAAUCUGAUCCCUUUCUGGAGAUCUACCGAUUAAAUGAUGAUGCUACGCUGCAGCUUGUCUAUAGGACAGAGACGGUGAUGAAUAACUUGAACCCGGCGUGGAAAACCUUCAAAGUGUCUCUGAACUCACUCUGUAGUGGAGACCAUGAACGGAAACUGCAGUGCACCGUGUGGGACUGGGACUCCAACGGCAAACACGACUACAUCGGUGAAUUUGAAGCAACGUUCAAAGAGAUGAGAGGAGCCAUUGAUGGGAGGCAGGUGCAGUGGCCCUGUAUGAACUCAAAAUACAAAGUGAAGAAGAAAAACUACAAGAACUCUGGGAUCGUCAUCCUGAACCAGUGCAAGGUCAUCAAGAUGCACUCCUUCCUGGAUUAUAUCAUGGGCGGCUGUCAGAUCCAGUUCACUGUGGCCAUUGACUUCACAGCGUCCAAUGGCGAUCCUCGGAACAGUUGCUCACUGCACUAUAUCCACCCGUUCCAGCCCAAUGAGUAUCUGAAGGCGCUGGUGGCUGUGGGUGAAAUCUGCCAGGACUAUGACAGUGAUAAAAUGUUUCCCGCCUUCGGCUUCGGUGCUCAGAUCCCUCCAGAGUACAAGGUGUCACACGACUUUGCUGUGAAUUUUAAUGAGGAGAACCCAGAAUGUGCAGGUAUCCAAGGAGUGGUGGAAGCAUACCAGGCCUGCUUGCCCAAACUUCAGCUCUACGGUCCGACCAACAUUGCCCCCAUCAUCCAAAAGGUGGCCAAGUCAGCCUCGCAGGAGGUUCACACCAAAGAGGCAAUGCAAUACUUCAUCCUGCUGAUCCUCACGGACGGUGUCAUCACCGACAUGGCCGACACCAGGGAGGCCAUUGUCCAGGCGUCUCACCUGCCCAUGUCCAUAAUCAUCGUUGGCAUUGGGAACGCUGACUUCAGUGACAUGCAGAUGUUGGACGGCGACGAUGGGAUCCUGCGAUCGCUCAGAGGCGAGCCUGUCCUCCGUGACAUCGUCCAGUUUGUCCCAUUCCGGAACUUCAAACAUGCACCUCCAGCUGCUCUGGCUAAGAGUGUUCUUGCAGAAGUACCCCACCAGGUGGUGGACUACUACAACAGCAGAGGCAUCAAACCUAAGGUUCCCAGCCAGUUCCAGUCUUCCAGACCCUUUGGUCCCUAAAGGUCUACAACCAUUGACAGAAGCAUUUUAUUUCAGAGGCCAAAGUUAAAGGUGCAACACUUCCUUUCUCUGCAGCUUCAACACUUUGUUGCCAGCUGGUAGCUCCUAACUGUUAGCUGUUAGCUGACACCGACAAACUCCUGCAGACUAUCCUAUCAGUUGUUCUUCCAGAAACAUAAAGUUCUGUUGCUCUGACAAUAAAAGAUUGAGAAGGGUUAGACGGAUCGUUUAAACAACUACAGUCAGAUUAAUACUGUCUAUUAACCCUGCUCUGAGGGUUGGACCAAACUGUGGUUGGAGACAGAUCUAGGGACGUAGGGAUGUAGACAACACAAUAUUUUUUGGUUUCAUCUUUUCUCCUGUCUUAAGACUUUGUCACUGUGUAAAAAAGUGUUGCACCUUUAACGUGUUCUGCAUGAGGAGGCAAUAAAAGCACAAAUACAAACAACAGUGACCACUGUCUCAAAUGCCACGUCCUCCACUGAUGCAUGACAGUCCAGGAAAAUUUGGCGAUAAUGGAAUGUAAUCCAACAGUUUGUUUUUUUAUACAAGUUCGUGGAGAUUUUGCUAAAUUUCGUAGCCAGUAUGUUACAAAGCAUUUUGCGGCCUCCACUGGUUUGUGUAGGUUUUUUAAAACAAGGCCGUUGCAUGCGCUGUUGUUUUGCAUGCAAAUCUCCAUGGAUUAGUCAAUAAUAAUGAAUAUUAUAGUAAUAACAAUGGAUGUUAGUAAUGUUAUCAAUGAGGAGUAAUAACCGCGUGUACUACUGUUUUAAGACACUAUUGUAGCAUGUUUGUAUCAAAGGAAAAAGUGCGAGUAGUCUUUACUGAAGCAUGACCUCAGUGUUUCGGGAAAGGUUUCAGAUUCCGAUGUUGGUGAAAAGAUACAGUAGCUAUCUCGAAGAAAUGCAACAUUUCUUUAAUUUGUAACUUUAUUGUUUGUGCUUUGUCUAUUUUGGUUAAAAGUUGUUUGCUUCUUCACAAAAACUCAACACCAGUCACAUAUUUACACAAACAAAAGUUAGCUUCUUCAAACAGAUGCUAAUAGUAGCAACUCAUUUUUACUUCAGGGACGUUAGCUUUUCAAGAUGGACGAUAACAUAGAUUAGAUGAAUCUAUUUGAUAUAAUCUAAUUUAAUCUGACAAAAAAAGAUGUUGCCUGCCACAUGUUAGCUUUUUAAAGAGAUGCCAAAACCAGUGGGG